AUGGGUACAUCAGAUGAUAGCGACAGCGCCGAGUCAUCAUCCACAAGGAAAAGACUCAGCAUGGCCAUGGUGACGAUCGAUCAUCCGCGGGCAGUUCCUCCAGCGCGAGUGCCAGCAGCUACACCAGCUCCCACAGCUCCCACAGCUCCCACAGCUUCAGCAGCUCCAGAGCCUCCGUCAUCCUCCACAAGACCUCGUCCCUCCGCCGGCACCUCCUCGGAGACCACGGACCCCAACCUCGCCAACCCCCGUCUCCUUGUCAACAGAGCCUGUAUCUACGAGCGUCGACUCCCCGGAGAUGCCUACAUAACCGCACAUGUACAGCGACUGCAGCAUGGGUUCUACUCCAGCCCUGCCAUCUCAGACCAGGAUGCCGACCACGUUGACUUCCUGGGAAUCAGUUUCGUUUUUCAUUCGCCCGAUACAAUGGUGCAUCGCUUCAAGGCAGCGACCAUCCGCGCUUCCGUCAGCAGCCAUCGAGACAGUCCUCCUACCAGGAAUUCGUCCCUCUCCCACCCCUCGCAGAAGCCCCGCACCAGAAACCCCCGGUUUCUGAUGCACGCGCCACAUCUCCUUUAUGGCGCCGUGUCGCCUGAAACCUUACAAUGGAGUUACAGUCUCUCCGGAUCUCUGGGGGUAGCCGACCUCCCGCUGAUGGCCAGCCUAACGCCCUCGGGGGGAAUAAAUGGACGAUACCGACGGUACGAGAUGAUGAGGAUCCAAGGCUCAGUGCGGUCAUUGAAGAGUCCGCGCGGACGCAAGUUUGAUGUCGAAGCCGGCGAGAUUGUCUGGUCGCUGGAGGAGAACAAUCUGCAGCGGUCAGGGUUGCCACGGGAAUUCACUUUCGCGAUGUUGAUCCAGAAACCGCGCGCGGACAGUCGGGUGCGAUUCUCGCUGGAAAUCGACCCGGUGCUCCAAUGCGGCUGCUGCAGUUAUCCCAGCUGGUUGUUGGGUCUUUCCAAGUACCGGCCGGUUCCUCGACGGCCGGUGGACUUUCGAGUCCAGGUGGGCCAGAGGUUUGAACCUAUUACUUCGGAGAAGGGAUUCAAUUUCGCAACCCUGGAGAGCUCCUUCGAUGGCUAUGUCCGCAUGCCGGGGAGGAAGUUCCCUUCUGUUCUCGCUCCAGACGGAGGAAUAGUCCAAGAUGACAACGACAUCCUCCGCGACGUCACCAGAGAUUUCAGCUUAGUCGAGCCGCUUCGAGGUUCAGCCAGACUGCCAUUCCCAGUGGAGCCGGGCCAGAUGCCAUUGACAUCUGGAAUUCCAGGACAGGUGGAAGUAAACCGGAAUGGCGCGCCCAUGGUGCCUGGGCUUGACCCGAGAUCUUUAUCCAUUCGAGUCCUGCUGGAUGAUAACGAAAACUAG
Messenger RNA from Aspergillus tanneri, 1365 nucleotides. RefSeq lists its product as uncharacterized. The record is from RefSeq and is a predicted model, not a curated record. The transcript is spliced from 2 exons. Lineage: Eukaryota; Fungi; Ascomycota; Eurotiomycetes; Eurotiales; Aspergillaceae. Bases 1 to 1365 code for a protein of 454 amino acids.